AUGCUGUCGCCAACUCAGGCUGCCUUCCAAACGGCCGCUCUGGCAUACCACAGCACCCCAGACUCGGGGGUCAACCAGAAUGGGUCACUGACGCUUAGGUGGCUCGAUCUACUCAUUGGAGACGCAACUCUCAACUACGGGCCGCUCCCGGAGCUUGACAUUGGUCUCAGCGGACCGGACGUAUUCGGCAACACUGUCACCCAGACGCCAACCAGCCUCGACGAAGCGGCUACGCCGGCCACCAACGACAGCUCCGGUGUCACAACACAGAGUGCUUACCUGCAGGAGCGGCUUCCCGACAGAAGAGGUCCCUCUAGUGAUAAGCAGUUUUGGCAGGCCUCGGAGGCGAUAGCCUUACAGCCGCAGGAGCAUAUCUUGUUCCGACACUUUACAGAACACAUCAGCCGAUGGAUGGACCUCUUUGAGCCGCAGAGACCGUUCGGAACUUUAGUCCCUCACCUCGCUGUACGAUAUCGGCCUGAUCCUAACGACACCAUUCGUUAUUACUGGAAGACGCUCCACUACAGCCAGAAGGCCAUGAAGUAUGAGACCUAUCAGACCAGCCUGGAACUCUUGGCGAGUGCCAUCAUCAUUUCCUCAUAUGAGAUGCUAGACGGCGCGAGUACGGACUGGGAGAAGCAUCUCAAGGGCGUCUUUUGGAUCCAACGCUCACAGGUUAUACAUGGCGACUCUGGCGGCUUGCGGCAGGCUGUGUGGUGGGCAUGGCUAUGCCAGGACGUGUGGGCGGCGUUCCGGGAGAAGAGGAAGCCAUUCACCUUCUGGCAGCCCACUCGCUCCCUCGCAGAGCUGGAUCCAAAUCAUCUGGCAGCUAGAGCUGUCUACAACUUUGCUCACAUUGUCGGCUUCUGUGCUGAAGAGAGUGAGCCUGGAAAUGCCACUCUCAACACUCAAAAAGCAGCCCUUCUCUUGCAACGACUGGAAACCUGGAAGUCGUAUCUAACCGUAGAGUUCAAUCCCCUUCCAGGCCCAGAUUCCGAAGAUAACAAGGACUUUCCACUUCUUUGGAUCCAGCCUGCCGCAUUCGGGAUUGCUAUGCAACUGUACUACUGUUCGUUAAUACUACUGCACCUACAUCAACCGUGCUACGGGGGCUUCAAAGAGUAUCUGGAGAGGCAAAAAACUUUGAAGAAAUGGGCGAGGAUGGUGUGUGGUAUUGCAAUGACCUGCACCGACUAUGCAGCCAGUGUGAUGUCCUCGCAGUGUGUCUUUAUAGGUAACAUGGCAACCCUUGUCUCGCUUACAGCUUUGAUGUGA
Molecule: messenger RNA, 1275 nt
Organism: Fusarium vanettenii 77-13-4
Lineage: Eukaryota; Fungi; Ascomycota; Sordariomycetes; Hypocreales; Nectriaceae
Exons: 4
Coding region: 1-1275 (424 amino acids)
Biological process (GO): positive regulation of transcription by RNA polymerase II
Cellular component (GO): nucleus
Molecular function (GO): DNA-binding transcription factor activity; transcription cis-regulatory region binding
Source: RefSeq, a predicted model, not a curated record